Messenger RNA from Cucumis melo (muskmelon), 2176 nucleotides. RefSeq lists its product as uncharacterized. The coding region runs from base 462 to 1883 and encodes 473 amino acids. Gene Ontology annotation, molecular function: protein binding. The transcript has 8 exons. NCBI's taxonomy places the organism in Eukaryota, Viridiplantae, Streptophyta, Magnoliopsida, Cucurbitales, Cucurbitaceae. The record is from RefSeq and is a predicted model, not a curated record.
UUUAAAUUCUGUUCUUCGUAAUUCUUUUUCCCCCUUCUUCUUCUUCAUUUUCUGCUCAUUCUUAUCUCUUCUUAGAACAAUGCUUGUUGUUCAAUCCCAUCUGACUUCACUUGGACUCCACUGACACUCUCCAACUCCCGGCGCCGGCGGCCUCACUCGCCGCCUUACGGGAACCACCCACCCCCGCUUCAUCUUCCCUUUUCUUUUGCUUCCCGGUAAGCUUUUUUCUGCUCUAGGGUUUCUAAAUUUCACAAUUUCCACCUCUUCUAUUCUUCCUCAAUCGCCUCGCGUAUUCAAACUUUUCUUUCCAAUUGAGUUCCUUCCUGGGGUUUAAACCUUCUGCUUUCCCCAAUUUCUUUCGGUAAUUGGGGGUUUCUUUCAAGGGUUAUGUGAAAUUCGUUCCUGCUUGGAACAAAGAGAAGUAGGAGAGCUUCUUGUUUGUUUGGGGGAAAGUAUUACUCAUGGAAGGGAGGAGGAUUUCUGCUAGUCCUCGGCCUUGUUCUGGUCGGCGUAUUUUGGCUAAGAAACGACCUCGGGUGGAUGGGUUUGUUAAUAGUGUUAAGAAGCUGCAGAGACGGGAGAUAUGUUCGAAGCGUGAUCGUGCUUUUAGUAUGAGUAAUGCUCAAGAGAGAUUUCGCAACAUGCGUUUGAUGGAGGAAUAUGAUACUCAUGAUCCAAAGGGGCAUUGUUCACCCGUUUUACCUUUUCUGAUGAAGAGGACAAAAGUAAUUGAAAUUGUCGCUGCACGUGAUAUUGUUUUUGCUCUAGCACAUUCUGGUGUUUGUGCAGCUUUUAGCAGGGAGACAAAUGAAAGAAUAUGCUUCUUGAAUGUCAGUCCUGACGAGGUCAUUAGGAGUUUGUUUUACAAUAAGAACAAUGAUUCACUUAUCACAGUUUCAGUUUAUGCUUCUGAUAACUUCAGUUCUUUGAAAUGCAGAUCUACAAGGAUUGAAUACAUUCGAAGGGGCAAACCUGAUGCAGGUUUUGCACUUUUUGAGUCUGAAUCGUUGAAGUGGCCUGGAUUUGUUGAGUUUGAUGAUGUUAAUGGGAAAGUUUUAACCUACUCUGCACAGGAUAGUAUAUACAAGGUGUUUGACCUGAAAAACUAUACCAUGCUUUACUCUAUAUCAGAUAAGCAUGUUCAAGAAAUCAAGAUCAGCCCUGGAAUCAUGUUGUUGAUCUUCAAUAGAGCUAGUAGCCAUGUUCCUCUUAAGAUUCUGUCGAUAGAAGAUGGCACAGUUCUCAAAGCUUUCAACCAUCUGCUUCAUCGGAACAAGAAAGUUGACUUCAUAGAACAAUUUAAUGAAAAACUUCUUGUGAAGCAAGAAAAUGAAAAUCUUCAAAUACUUGAUGUUCGCAAUGCUGAAUUGAUGGAAGUUAGCAGAACUGAAUUUAUGACCCCAUCAGCAUUUAUCUUUCUGUAUGAAAACCAAUUGUUCCUGACAUUUAGAGACCGAACUGUGGCUGUCUGGAACUUCCGUGGGGAGCUUGUAACUUCGUUUGAGGAUCACCUUUUAUGGCAUCCAGACUGCAAUACCAACAACAUUUACAUCACUAGUGAUCAGGAUCUCAUUAUAUCUUACUGCAAGGCUGAUUCUGAUGAUCAUUGGAUGGUAGGAAAUGCUGGUUCUAUCAACAUCAGCAACAUCUUGACUGGAAAAUGUCUAGCCAAGAUUAAUGCAAGCAACGGAAAACCCAAGGUCAACGACAGCAGCAGCAGCAGCAGCGGUGCUGGCAGCUCGAGAAAGGUUUGCAACUCUUCACAGAUGAGAAACACGGUUGCAGAGGCUUUGGAAGAUAUUACCGCACUUUUCUAUGAUGAAGAGCGUAAUGAGAUAUACACUGGCAACAAGAAUGGUCUAGUACAUGUGUGGUCUAACUGAAGACCACAUUUUUUCUUUUUAAAUUUGUUUUUUUGUUAUUUUUUUCUCUUUUCUGAAGUUUGCUUUGACAUUGAUCAAACUGAUGAUUUGAUGAUGAAGAUGAAAGGCAGUUCAUAUGUAGAGCUCCAAUGCCGAAAAGUUGAUGGUAGAAUAAUAGGUUGUGUCAGUUUAGUGGAAUAGAGAAAGCUUUGGUUGCAUUGUAACAUUAAAUAGAUUUUAAUGUGUUAUGUAUACUGAUUGUAAAAAUCCACCUUCGCUUUUAUGAGAUCAGUUAACAAUUUAUGAUUGACUCU